AUGUCCGAAAAACGGGUCCCAGGUCAGCACAAGGAUACACAUAAUACACAUCAGCGUUCACGCCAGAACAGUUCUGCCCAGGCUGGGGAACGCGGGACACGUCGAGACAGUUCUGCAAGCGAGAAAAAUAAGAAACACCCAAAGGAGGGGAAUGCAGUGGCCACAGAACUAGAGAAAUUAGUGAUUGAACAAAAAAGCAUAAACAGUGAAUUGGAAGAAACCAAGAAAGAGUAUACUGAUAUACAAGAGAAGCUCCAAGCAAAUGAAAGGAAGCUUCUUCGGAAUAUUGCAGAAACUAUCAAGGCAUCCCUUCCCAACUCUGAGGGUAAAUUCGUAUACCGAAGCCCAGCAGAGCGUGGUGCAGACAGGGGACUACAGGAUAUUUAUGAAAGUCAGGAAUUACAAAAGCAGAGCAGACGAUUGCAGGCACACAUACAGGAACUGCUAGAGAGAGAGAAAGGAAUACAGAAGAGCCUUUCCAACAUUGAAAAAGCUAUGGAAGAGGCAAGAAGCGUCCAUUGA
This is a messenger RNA of Fomitiporia mediterranea MF3/22, 522 nucleotides long. RefSeq lists its product as uncharacterized. The transcript has a single exon. The coding region runs from base 1 to 522 and encodes 173 amino acids. The record is from RefSeq and is a predicted model, not a curated record. Lineage: Eukaryota; Fungi; Basidiomycota; Agaricomycetes; Hymenochaetales; Hymenochaetaceae.